CAAAAUUCUUCCGAAAUGUGAGAAAUAAAAGUCCUCAGCUACAAGAACGACAAGGUCUUACGACCCAUCAGACCGAGCCAAGUCCGCAACAACUACAGGGGACCAGACAACAAAUGACACCAUGGAGGCCAGCGAGGAAAAGGACCUGAGCCAGUUUGUUACCACCAUGCUUGGACUGCAGAGACACUUACUGGAGACCCUAACUGCCCAAGGCCAGCAGCAGUCCGCUGCCUUCUCCAGCCUCCUGACGGAGCUGUCUGCCAAGAUCGAUGGGGCCUUGGUCUCCACUAGACUCUUUCUGCCCAGCCUGACAGACGAGGACGAUACUGUCACGUACUUGUCGCUUUUCGAACGCGCCGCCCUGACCGCCCACCUGCCCAAAAGGCAGUGGGCGUCCGCCCUGGCCUCGCAGCUGACUGGUGAGGCUGAGGUGGCGUUCCGUGCUGUGCAAACAGGGGGCGAUGUUGAGUACCAGGUUCUAAAAGCAGCAGUGCUGGACCGGGGCCCUCUGGCGGAGGAGAGCUCCCGGACCAGGUUCCGCUCGCUGAGCUGCAGUACAGGCCUAGGUCCACGCGCUCUGGCCCGGGAGCUAGAAAAGGCAGCCAGCGGCUGGUUGAAACCGCACAAGAGGUCAGGGGCCGAGAUCCUGCAGUGUGUGGUGGUGGAGCAGUUCACUGCCAUGCUGCCGGACCACACCGCCGAAUGGGUCAGAGCGGGCAGGCCCGCCGACCUGGACGAAGCUGUGAAGCUUGCAGAGAGUCACAUCUCCCUGACCGGUGUAACCAUGGACUUCGGCUCCCAGAGCGAGAGUCCAGUGGAGGGAAGUGAAGUCUCCUUAGGCAGGAGGACCUGUUCUGCAGGGCCCAACGGUGUCACCUCAGAGAUGGGACAGACCCCUUCACAGAGGUGCAGUCCAAACAUUUCAAAGCGCAAAGAUGUCACAGUGAUGGCUUCAGAAAGGGCUAAAAGCAGACAUCAGAUCGAGAGAAGUGGCCUCACUAAAGCACAGACAUCGAACUCAUUGAAGUACAACCAAGCAGACUCCGGAUUUAACAUGGAAUCACAUCCGGAUGAUCCUGUAUGUAAAACAGAAAGAACUGUGGAGAUGAAGACUGAAGAGUUAGACUCCUGCGACCCUCCAAUGCAUGCUUCCUCUCCUGCUACAGCGGAUGACCAGCAGGAAGGCACACUGUUCACCACAGCACGCUCCUGCCAUGGCCAAUCCCCUUCGUCCUCUCUGGGGGAAGAGGAGCCACAGGGCGGGCUGGGCAGUAGAGAUGCAGGGCUGGAGAUGGUAGAAACGGGAGAUGGUGUGCUCCUGUGGCCCAAGACUGAGCCCAGCUGCAAUACCACUCCCGACCACAUGUGGCAGCAGCCGCAGGACUCCUCAGGUGGGCGGCGCUACAUAUGUGGAGAAUGCGGGCGCACCUUCAGCCGCUCCACCAACCUGCGCCGGCACCAGCGCAUCCACAGCGGCGAAAAGCCCUACAUCUGCCAGGUCUGCGGCCACACCUUCCGCACUAGCACCGCCCUCAAGAGGCACCGCAGCGUGCACAUGGGCGCCAAGCUCUACAAGUGCCCCGACUGCAGCAAGAGCUUCACCUACGCCGAGCGCAUGGUGCACCACCGCACCGCCCACGCCGCCCUGCGGCCCCACCACUGCCCCGUCUGCCGGAAGAGCUUCCGCCUCAAGAAGCAGCUGAGGAAGCAUGAGAGGACCCACCAGGAGAAUGGGGCAGAAUCACCAGGUGCGGUUUAUUCAGCUUUGUCUGGCCCGGAGGUCCAGAGACAGGCAAGCUGGCCCGUUCCAGACCAUCCAGUGCAGGAAGCCGGAACCAACGGGGACCUUGGCGAGGAAGUCGCCGCAGGCCCUGGCAGCGCUGGUUUCCUGUCGACACCUGCUCGCGCGCCGGGGAUGUGCUGGCAGCACGGCAAACUCGAGUCUCUGCCCGCCGGCCGCUGCCACCUCGUGCCCAGACUCGCUGCAAUUGGCAGCACUGCCCUCUAG
Messenger RNA from Megalops cyprinoides (Indo-Pacific tarpon), 2008 nucleotides. RefSeq names its product zinc finger and SCAN domain-containing protein 22-like. NCBI's taxonomy places the organism in Eukaryota, Metazoa, Chordata, Actinopteri, Elopiformes, Megalopidae. Gene Ontology annotation, biological process: regulation of transcription by RNA polymerase II. The coding region runs from base 122 to 2008 and encodes 628 amino acids. Gene Ontology annotation, molecular function: RNA polymerase II cis-regulatory region sequence-specific DNA binding; DNA-binding transcription factor activity, RNA polymerase II-specific. The transcript has 5 exons. The record is from RefSeq and is a predicted model, not a curated record.